This is a messenger RNA of Neurospora tetrasperma FGSC 2508, 732 nucleotides long. RefSeq lists its product as uncharacterized. The transcript has 3 exons. The coding region runs from base 1 to 732 and encodes 243 amino acids. The record is from RefSeq and is a predicted model, not a curated record. Lineage: Eukaryota; Fungi; Ascomycota; Sordariomycetes; Sordariales; Sordariaceae.
AUGACCUUGUACUUUAACACCAUGCGCGGCGUCGUCGACAGCAUUACUACCCACAACGACGACUCGGGGUUGCUGUACGCCAACAUCAUGGGUUUCAGCGUACUCACCCCGGAAAACCUGAGUUAUACGAUUUCGUCCGAUAGUCUAGGAGACAGCGGCAUCAAAAGUACGGACAACAUGUCUCAGAACUUGAGCACCAUGCGCGGCGUCGCCAACAGCGGCACCAUCGAAAACGACGACUGGCUCGAUUUUUUCGACUUCGAGCUUUACAGUCAGGAGACGGAUCCUGCCGUUAACAUGGCCAGCGGUACUACCACCACCACCAACUCGCCAGUUAUGCUAGUCGACAACCCGACACUUGCCACCGACUCUGCAAUCGGUAAUACUGCCUACUACUACGAACCUGCUCCGGCAUUCAGCCUCACCCCCGGCAAUGCCAGGGCUCCUGGCCCCGCACCAGUGUCUGGUGCGCCCAUCGUUCAGCCCGGAGCCCGCACUUGCAGGAAGAACUUGAAGUUCCACAUGUCCAGGGAAACCGAACGCUUGGUGGCUCAACGUCUCAGAAAUGGCCAGUACACAUGCUCAGGAAAGUACUGCGGCCCUGUGGCUGCUCCCAACACCAGCUGCGCCGCCUGUAGGCAGCGCCUCAGGGCUCAUCGUCUGCGCAAGAAGCUGGCUCUCGUUGGCAAUGGCGCCCCGCCUACUGGCGGCGGUGCUGCUUCUUCGGCUUGA